AUGUCAACAUCCCCAGAACCCGGUCCGAUGAACGGGCAUACCUCACCCUCAGGGGACGAAGAUACAACACAUGUAGCCGACUUCUCCAGAAGUGAUAGCGACUUGUCGGACACACAACCGGCCGAGGUUGACGCCGCAUCCUCGGACUCGGACGAUGCCGCCGGCUCGGCGGACGAGGGCCCGGCGUUUACCACCGAGGAGCAAGAUGACCAGUCCGGGUCCACUGAUAAUGAUGGCCCGGGUGAUGAAGAUUUCGAUGCCCCGGGCAGCCCGGCCUCUGGACAAGGCCAUGAUGUUUCUGAUGAGGCCGAGUCGGCCUCUGCACAUGCCGCCGCCAAACGGAAAUCCGGUCAGACAAUAGAAGACGAUUUCAUGCGGGAGAAUCCAGAGCUGUAUGGCUUGAGGCGCAGUUCCCGUCCCUCGCAACGUCGGAAACUCGUUGACUCAGAAGAUGAAGAGGAAGGCUCUGAUUUUGAUACAAGGCUUGCUCCGAGAAAGACGACGACUAAACGCCGUCGCCUCGAACGUUCACUGCCUACUUCUAAGCGAGGCACGCCGGCUCGUCAGGCCUCUGCAGACGAUUCGGACUCCGACACAUACGGCGGUGCGAAAGCCCGCAUGUUCCGGAAAAAGGCUCGGCGACAGCAAGAACUGCAACCGUUUGCCGAGAAGCGAUGGUCCAACCGUCGUGCCGCUCAAGUGUCGGCCGGCGCUUACCAAGAAAGCGACGUGGACGACAACGAAGGGGAAGACGAGGCCACCCCCGGCUAUUGGGCCGCGGACGUAGAGGACAAUUCGCCUUACAUUGAAAAGAUCCUCCGCCAUCGCCCCAAAGAAGGCAUCGAGCUCACGCCCGACGCUACUCGGCACGACUUUGAAUUUUUUAUCAAAUGGCAGGGCAAGUCUCAUCUCCACAACACUUGGGAGAGCACCGAUACUGUCGCUGGCUUCCGCGGCUUCCGCCGCCUUGAGAACUACUAUAAGAAAAUGGUAGAAUACGAGCUUGAUCUGAAGUUUGGCGGCGAUGAGAUUAGCCCCGAACAGCGCGAGCAAUGGUCGUUAGACAGAGAGCGUGAAGAAGAAGCAUUGGAAGACUACACCAAGGUCGAACGCAUCGUCUCCGUCCGCGAUGGAGACGAAGACCUCGAAUAUCUCGUCAAGUGGAAAGGCCUCCAGUACGAUGACUGCACAUGGGAAGAUGCCACCGUGAUCAGUGGUCAUGCACAAGACAAGAUUGACCAAUUCCUGGAUCGGUCGUCACGCUCCUGGCAAUCAGAUCGAAGAGAAGCAAACCCCGAUACCCGCUCAAGGAUGACCAAAUUGGAGCAGCAGCCAUCCUAUGUCACGAAUGGCGAACUUCGCGAGUUCCAGCUAAAGGGACUCAACUUCCUUGCGCUCAACUGGACACGGGGGAACAACGUCAUUCUGGCCGACGAAAUGGGUCUCGGUAAGACGGUCCAAACUGUCUCAUUUCUCAGCUGGCUCCGCAACGAUCGCGGCCAAGAGGGGCCUUUCCUUGUCGUCGCCCCUCUUAGUGUCAUCCCAGCGUGGUGCGACACUUUCAACCACUGGGCUCCAGAUAUCAACUACGUCGUCUACCUGGGCCCCGAGGCGGCCCGCGCCAGCAUCCGAGAGCACGAGCUGUUCGUAGAUGGAAAUCCGAAGAAGACCAAAUUCAAUGUUCUGGUCACCUCUUACGACUAUAUUCUUGCCGAUGCCGAGAAUCUCAAGGGCAUCAAGUGGCAGGUCCUCGCAGUCGACGAGGCUCAUCGCCUGAAGAACCGGGAAUCCCAACUGUACCACAAGCUUAACAGUUUUGGUAUCCCCUGCCGGGUCCUCAUUACCGGCACACCAAUUCAGAACAACCUUGCCGAGCUGUCGGCACUUUUGGACUUUCUCAACCCCGGAAAGGUCUUGAUUGACGAGGAGCUUGAGUUGCUCUCGUCGGCCGAUAACAAGGAGGUCGCCGACGAAGAGCAGAGCGAGGCCAAGCGCAAGAAGACUCAAGAAAAGCUUCGGGAAUUACAUACCUCCAUUGCGCCUUUCAUCUUGCGCCGGACCAAGGAGACGGUCGAGUCUGACCUACCGCCGAAGACGGAGAAGAUCAUUCGUGUCGAACUCUCCGACGUCCAGCUGGAAUACUACAAGAAUAUCCUCACGCGGAACUAUGCUGCCCUCCGUGAUGCUAGCAAUGGUCAUAAACAAUCCUUGCUCAAUAUCAUGAUGGAGUUAAAAAAGGUCAGCAAUCACCCGUACAUGUUCGCGGGUGCCGAAGAGCGGGUGCUUGCUGGGAGCUCUCGUCGAGAGGACCAAAUCAAGGGCCUCAUCACCAGCAGCGGCAAGAUGAUGCUCCUCGACCAACUCCUUGCGAAGCUAAAGAAGGACGGCCACCGUGUCCUAAUCUUCAGUCAGAUGGUUAAGAUGCUCGACAUCUUGGGCGACUAUCUUCGAGUACGCGGUUAUCAGUUCCAACGGCUGGACGGCACAAUCCCCGCUGGGCCUCGCCGUAUGGCCAUUAAUCACUUCAACGCCGACGACAGUGACGACUUCUGCUUCUUAUUGUCAACAAGAGCUGGCGGCCUGGGCAUCAACCUGAUGACCGCUGACACAGUCAUCAUCUACGAUUCGGACUGGAACCCCCAGGCCGAUUUGCAGGCAAUGGCGCGAGCCCACCGGAUCGGGCAGAAACGGCCUGUUAACGUCUAUCGCCUGGUUGCUAAGCAGACCAUCGAAGAAGAAGUCGUUAAUCGCGCGCGCAAUAAACUCUUCUUAGAGUACCUUACCAUUCAAGCCGGCGUCACGGAUGAGGGCAAGGCCCUCCGUGAGCAGUUCAAAGAGAAAGGUGUGAAUAUCGACGAGGCAAAGACGGCCGAGGACAUCUCUAUGAUUCUCAAGAUGCGUUCUCAGAACUUGUUCGAACAAUCCGGGAACCAAGAGAAACUCGAGCAACUUGAUAUCGAUGCGAUACUCGAGAAUGCCGAGGUCACCAAGACUGACGUUGAUGACAAAAUCAACCUCAGCAGUGGCGGUAUUGACUGGGAGAAUUGGAUGCAAGUCACGGAUGUCAAAGUCGACGAUCUGGCUCUCGACUGGGACCAAAUCAUUCCUGCGGAAGAGCUUGCUGCCAUCAAGGCAGGAGAAGAACAGAAAAAACAUGAUGAGUACCUAGCCAAGGCGAUGGAAGAAAAUGCUCCUCGCAAGGCUGCGCUCAAAGGCUCUAAGAAGAGUAUCGAAACUGACCGGGCCGAACGUCUCGCGAAGAAACGACAACGCGAGAAACAGGAACUGGAUGAGCUGGAAGAGCAGCGGGCGUUGCUUUCGGAUCCACGGCGUCCUCUUAACGAGAAAGAGACGCGCAAUCUCAUCCGCGCCUUCUUCCGUUACGGAUUUUUUGACGACCGCGAGGAAGAAAUCGUCCACGAUGCUCGUCUUAGUGACCGGGACCACGGGUUCCUCAAGUCGAUUAUUGAAGAACUUACCACUGUGAGCAAACAAGCUGUGGAUGCCAAUGCUGAGAAACUGCGCGAGGAAGAGGAGAAGGCAGGAAAGCCUCUCGCGAAAAAAGACAAGAAAGCUGUUUUGGUGGAUUUCGGGGAGGUUCGCAAAGUCAACGCCGAAACCGUUGUGGAUCGGCCGCCUCAGCUUAAGCUCCUGCGCCGCGUGCUUGAAGAACACGGCGAUGCCAUGACGUUCAGGCUGCCAGAUGCCAGUAAAUCAGCCCAGUACUCCUGCGAAUGGGGAGCGCGCGAAGACGGCAUGCUCCUUUUAGGGAUUGACAAGUAUGGCUUUGGCGCCUGGACGCAGAUCAGAGAUGAUCCUGAGCUUCAAAUGCACGAAAAGUUCUUCCUGGAAGAGCACCGAGUGGACAAGAAAGAGGAACGCCGCAAAACUGACGACAAGGGCAUUCAGUCCCCGGGCGCUGUUCAUCUUGUUCGGCGGUCAGAAUAUCUCUUAUCCGUCCUCAUGGCCAAAUAUUCUAACGAUCCGAACGCAAAAAAGGCGGUCGAAAAUCAUCACCGCAGCAAGAAGCUUCUGACGAACGGUGCGAGCCAACACCGUGAUCGCGAUCACCACCGGUCUUACAGCAACGCCAACGACCGCGGGACUCCACGGCCAGACAAGCGAAAGUACAGCGAUGACUAUGACGACCGCAAUGCCAAGCAUCGAAAGGUGGAAGCCGACAACAGGCACGAAAAGAAGGUCAAGGUGAAGGAAAAGCCAAGGAUGGACGCGGCGACCAUGGAGAGAUACAAGCACGACAGGCAGAAGGCGGUUGAACGGUUCCAGGAGCUUGCGAAGUUGCCUGAUGACAAGAUUGACAACUCCGAUAAUACUCAACUGGUCUGGUCAGUUCUCCGGCCGCUUAAGGCAAACAUGGAGCGCAUCAUAUACUCCAAAGAGCGGUACCCGGCCACGAAAGAACGGGCUAGAAUCCUGGGAGAGGAGAUUCGCGCGUUCGGAAGCUUCCUGAAGGGCCUGCGGGCAGACGGCACCGACCUUGACAGCCUGGAGCCCCAGUUCUGGGAAUUUUUGUCCUCGAUCUGGCCCAUCGGCGAAGUGAAGGUUUCCGGCAAGCGGCUCCAGAAGAUGUUUGGCGAUCUCCUGGAGAAAGACAGGGCGGAGCGAGAGGAGGGCCGAGCCAAGGAGGCCAGGCGUGGGAGGAACCCGGACCUCGAGGAUGGCGAGAUUGCGAGUGACCGCGAGGACCGCCGUGCCCGAGACCCCUACCGCGACGACCGGCGCGAGGAGCGGCGCGAGGAAAGGCGCGAUGACAGGAGGGACGACCGCCGGGAGGAGCCCAAGCGCCGCAACUACUACGAAGACGGCGACCGUCUAAACUUCCAGCGCCACCGCCGGUCGGAAAACAGAAAUGUCCCUGUCCGGAACUCGCUGUGGCAGAACCGGAGCCCGCCGGCCAGGCACAGCCCUUAUUAG
Molecule: messenger RNA, 4935 nt
Organism: Chaetomium globosum CBS 148.51
Lineage: Eukaryota; Fungi; Ascomycota; Sordariomycetes; Sordariales; Chaetomiaceae
Exons: 6
Coding region: 1-4935 (1644 amino acids)
Biological process (GO): regulation of transcription by RNA polymerase II; nucleosome organization
Cellular component (GO): chromatin; nucleus
Molecular function (GO): ATP hydrolysis activity; DNA binding; chromatin binding
Source: RefSeq, a predicted model, not a curated record